ACAUAAAGCAAUAGUCUUAGGCAGUUAAAGAAAUUUGUGUUUAAAUGAUCUUCAUGUUUGUGUAAAACUUAUAAGAUGCGUGUCAAAGUGUGUUAGUUUAGCCAGUUCAAAACCUAAAAGUAACCCCAUUAUUUGCAGUAACAAUUAAAUAUAUAGGUGUAUUUGUUGACUCGACCACUAGCAAUCAAUACCCCAUUUAUUUAUCAAAGUAAUAUAUUCACGUUAAUUAACGAAUUGAGCUGGUGGUGAAGUGUAACAAAUACAUGGAAUGGCUGAGGGGCCCCUGAGGAGGGGUUUGGGAACUGAAGCGGUGUUCAUCUAGCCAUCCAGCGAGAUAUCAGUAACUUUCUAGAGAACACAAGAAAUUCUUUUUUUGUGUGCGUUUUAUUGUUCAUUUGAAUACAUUUAAAUAUUUGUUUUUUACUGAUCAAAUAUACAUUCACUCCCCAGAUAAACAUCUAUAAUCAUUUUCUUUGACUGCCUAAGACUUCUGCUCAGUACUGUAAUUCAAAAAUCUUUUGUAUGUUAAACUGUCUGAGCAAAACCAGAGAAUAAGAAUGUAUUAACAUGCAAAUAAACCGAAGUGGUUUAUGCGUGUAAUUCCCUUGAUCAUAUUCCAGAUAUUACGUUCACAGGGAAUGGAUCAGUUUGUGUCAGGGUCAGCCGCCCGGAAAUACAAGUUGGCGCGGGAUUACUGCAAAAAAGAGCAGAUCCUGAUAAAGAGCAGUGCAAUGUUUAUCGGAGAAUCCCUGAAAUUCAUUCAAUCAAUGGUGAGAAAAGAAAAGCUCAGCCAAGAGAGGGGACAUCGCUACAUGAAAGAGAUUCUACACUGCAUCUUCUUCCAUUGCCACAUUUACAGACCUCCAAUACAUGACAAACAAAGCAUUUAUCCAAAAGAAAUUCAAAGCAAACUGCUCAUUCAUCCAGUAAAUGUUCUACGUGAAGACCUUCACUCAAAACUGUCUAAAAAGUUUCCAGAUGUGUUCCAAUCGUACACGUCCCAGUUGCCCCGUAGAUCUCCUUUCUCAAUACUGUUGGAAGUGGUUGUUGAAACAACGGCGGAACGAAGUGAAACUGCCAUUCUGCGAGAGCUGGCGCGACUCAAUGAUCAAAUGAUCAUUAAAAUAAGUGACCGUAAAUCCUCUGCAAAUGACUUUUGUUUUGCGGCGGCUGUCGUGAGCUGCUCCGGUUUUGAGAGAAGUGAUCUGGUAACCCAGGAAUACUUUGGCGCUUCCAUGAGUUGCAAAGGGCCGAUAACAACAAUGAUUUUCAUUUCUGUGGCUUGCAUUGAGACCUGGAAUGACAACGUGGCCCAUGGUGUGUGUUUGGCUGCCAAUGGUCAUAGGUCAAUCACGCUGCCAGAUACAGUGUGGUCUAGAGCUCAUCGUCUGCGCUCUCCACGGGAGGGAGGGAAUAACAGUCAUACAUACAAAGCCCGGUCACCAUGUCUUUGGUGCAAAAACACAUUUCCAAAUGUUACAUUUUCACCAAUAGACACAGCCCAAAAUGAGCCAACAUGGCAAUGUGGCAAUUGUGCUGAAUGUGAGGCCAUCAGUAAUCUUCUGAAUGGAGAGACCAGUGUUAGUGAGGAAACACAGCAGCUGAAUACCGGCUUAGAGCCUAGUCUAAUGACAUUGCGUGAAGAACGAGAACGUAAACUGACUGAGCAUCUGGAAGAACUCAACUUUAACUUAAACCCAGCGACCAGAUUUUAUAAUCCAUAAUAGCACAACAGUGCUACACUGUAACUCCCCAAUCUCUUAGUAAGUCACUGAUGGAUUUUAAACUAUUAAUAAUCGUCAUUUUGAUUUCAAGUGCUGUUUUGGGUUGUUUUUUUUUUUCUAUAGACCAACUACGUACAUAAAAAAAAUCAAACAAUACAAUGCAGAUACCUGCAGAUGGUGUAUGCCUUCUAGUGUUCUUAAAAUGUAAAAUCAAAUAUCAAUUUAUGUAUAAGCAUACUGUUGUGUUACUUGGUGAUAUUUGUAUUUGCAUUCAUCUGUCUUUUGCUAAUGAUUAAGAAUUAAUGUAUAUUUGUGAUAUUGUUUUAUAUUUGAGGAAAUUUAUGGAUAAUUAUCCAAACCUUGUUUGAUAUGUGUAAUGUGGCUGAGUAUGUAGCAUUAAGCGACUGUUACACUGUUAAGGGUUUAUUUGACAUUGAGAUAAUUUGCGUAUUUACAGUUUCACAAGAAAGUGCUAGGAACAAUGUAAGAAAGCUUUGAUGAAGACUAACAAGUAAAACAGCCCUCAACUUUG
Messenger RNA from Paramormyrops kingsleyae, 2256 nucleotides. The record is from RefSeq and is a predicted model, not a curated record. NCBI's taxonomy places the organism in Eukaryota, Metazoa, Chordata, Actinopteri, Osteoglossiformes, Mormyridae.